This is a messenger RNA of Galendromus occidentalis (western predatory mite), 685 nucleotides long. RefSeq lists its product as uncharacterized. The record is from RefSeq and is a predicted model, not a curated record. The annotation marks the transcript as partial. The transcript has a single exon. Lineage: Eukaryota; Metazoa; Arthropoda; Arachnida; Mesostigmata; Phytoseiidae.
GCCGGAGACGAAGAAGCUCUGGUUCUCGGGACCGGAAUGGCUCCAACACGAUGAAGAGCUACUCGGUCAGAAAGUGGCCAGAGAAAACGCUGCACUCUCUCGGAAGACCGAUAUAGCCGUCUCAGAUCCCGAAAGAAAACCGAAGGUCUCGACUUGCUUGAGCGCGGUACGAGAUCGCACCGUCUCGAAAGACAACAUUUUCUUCGAGAACACAUUUUCAUCGUGGCGGAAGUGCGUUCGUUUCUGGUCUCUCAUGUUACGCCUAAAGGAGAAGGCUCGUUUUGCUCGGCAACGCGGACUCAAUAAAGAGAAGGCGGCGCCGACGCCAGCAAGAAGAAAGUUCAAUGAAAUCGAUGCCUCGGAAAUGAUUUCAGCGAAAUCAAGCCUCAUACAGCUUGUUCAGAAAACACACUUCGCGGAAGAAUACGAGAACCGCUGCACGAAUGUAAAGAAGACGAGCGUUCUCUAUCAAUACACGCCAUUCUCAGACUCAGAAGGCUUCAUCAGAUGCAGAACCAGAUUGGAGCGAUCUCGCGACCUCACGGAAGAUGAAAAAUAUCCAAUAUUACUUCCAGCGGACUCUAAUCUGUCGUCACUAAUCGUGAAGGAUAUUCACGAAAACAGAUGCUUCCAUUCAGGUGGAGUCUCAGCAAUACUCCACGCCCUCAGGGAAGAUUUCCUAUUG